Molecule: messenger RNA, 924 nt
Organism: Alternaria postmessia
Lineage: Eukaryota; Fungi; Ascomycota; Dothideomycetes; Pleosporales; Pleosporaceae
Exons: 1
Coding region: 1-924 (307 amino acids)
Biological process (GO): allantoin catabolic process
Molecular function (GO): ureidoglycolate lyase activity; ureidoglycolate hydrolase activity
Source: RefSeq, a predicted model, not a curated record
AUGGAGCUUCUGACUCCAACUGCCUUCUCGCAAUUCGGUACUGUCAUCGAGAACCCAACAACAUCACCGUCAGCGCAGCUGCCCAUCCCCAACCGCAUACCACCACCCGACGCGGUCGCGGCCAACCAGGGCUCGGCUACCAAGUACCUCGAUGUCACGCACAUGUCGAACCUGUAUGACCUUGCGCCGAGCAAGAAACCUGCCAAGGCGGUGAUGAACAUGUUUGUCUGUUCCCCACGGAACCUCCGGCCACACGAGCCGAGCAUGAGCAUGCCCAGCUCCUGGGGUGACUUGGACUUGGAUGAGGACGAGGAAGGAUGCGAAGACUUCCAAAGGCAGCUGUUGGACGUUGCCAUUCUCGAAAGGCAUCCCUUCACCACACAAACGUUUAUACCCAUGGGCCUGUCGCAGCAGGAAAGACACACCCAGUACCUUGUCAUAGUUGCUCCUACUCUACCGGCAAGUGCUUCAAGGCGUCGUACGGGUAGGGCGCCGCCAUAUCCUACACCGCACAUUGAACGGAAACGAAGCGUUAUGGACAUCUUUGCGCGAGCGAGACCAAGCCCAUAUUCAAACGAAACCGCGCCUUCUCAGAGCCAGUUCUCACGACUUCAUCCGUCAGCACGUCCAAAGGGUCCGGGCUUGCCAGACCUCAAGAAUCUCCGUGCCUUCGUGGCAAAUGGAAGUCAAGCAGUGACAUAUGGGGCUGGGACAUGGCAUGCGCCGAUGAUCGUAGUCGGAGACCGACCAAUUGACUUUGUGGUUGUACAAUUUGCGAACGAAGUUGGCAAUGAAGACUGUCAGGAGAUAGUACUGAAGUCGGAUGAAACCGCUUCGGAGGGUGUUGUAGUCGUUAUCGAUACUGAUGCAUCAGGUGCUGUACAGGUCAAGGCUGGUGUAGGCUCUGUGAAGGCAAAGCUAUGA